AUGUCAGUCUCCAAUGCCUCUGACAUGGAAAUCUCUACAUUCUUCUUGACUGGAAUCCCAGGAAUGGAAUACGCUCACAUUUGGGUCUCAAUCCGUAUGUGCCUCAUUUACCUCUUUGCUAUCCUUGGGAACUGCACCAUCAUCUUUUUCAUAAAAACAGAGGCCUCUGUACGUGAACUUAUGUAUUAUUUCCUCUCCAUGCUGGCAUUUUCUGACCUGGGACAGUGCAUCUCCUCCCUUCCAGCCAUGCUGAGAAUCUUUUUGUUCAACGCCACAGGAAUUUCCUCAGAUACCUGCUUUGCUCAAGAGUUUUUCAUUCAUGGAUUCUCAGCCAUAGAGUCAUCAGUACUUCUCAUUAAGUCUGUUGAUUGCUUUGUAGACAUCUACAACACUUUGAGAUACACUUCCAUCCUUACCAGUGCCAGGGUCAUUAGAAUUGGUCUUGUGUUUGCUGGGAAUAUUUUGUUGGUCUUCCCUUUCCCCUUUAUUCUAAAGAGGCUGAAAUUCUGUAAUAAAAGCCUUCUAUCCCACUCAUAUUGCCUCGACCAGGAUGUCAUGAAGCUGGCCUAUUCUGACAACAAAGUCAAUAUCAUCUAUGGUUUUUUUGUGGCUCUUACAACUAUGUUAGAUUUGGUAUGCAUUUCUGUGUCUUACAGGCUGAUUUUGAAAAUUGUUCUGGGCAUUACCUCACACAAGAGUUGCCUCAAGGUCCUCAACACUUGCAUCUCUCAUAUCUGUGCUGUGCUCAUCUUGUAUGUGCCUAUCAUCACCUUGGCUGUCAUCCAUCGCUUUGCCAAAAAUGCUUUUCCUGUUAUUAGAGUCAUUAUAGCUGACACCUUCCUUCUGGUUUCCUCUCUAAUGAAUCCUAUUGUGUAUUCUGUGAAGAAUCAACAGAGUAGAAAUCAGAUAAUGGGAAAAUUAUGUGAGAAACAGGUCUAA
Molecule: messenger RNA, 939 nt
Organism: Trichechus manatus latirostris (Florida manatee)
Lineage: Eukaryota; Metazoa; Chordata; Mammalia; Sirenia; Trichechidae
Product: olfactory receptor 51A4-like
Biological process (GO): G protein-coupled receptor signaling pathway
Cellular component (GO): plasma membrane
Molecular function (GO): G protein-coupled receptor activity; olfactory receptor activity
Source: RefSeq, a predicted model, not a curated record